Messenger RNA from Bombus huntii, 579 nucleotides. Its product is annotated as odorant receptor 85b-like. Gene Ontology annotation, molecular function: odorant binding; olfactory receptor activity. The transcript has 4 exons. Lineage: Eukaryota; Metazoa; Arthropoda; Insecta; Hymenoptera; Apidae. Gene Ontology annotation, biological process: sensory perception of smell; detection of chemical stimulus involved in sensory perception of smell. The record is from RefSeq and is a predicted model, not a curated record. The annotation marks the transcript as partial. Gene Ontology annotation, cellular component: plasma membrane.
CCAGCUGAAGAUUUUUUUACGUUUCAGAUAUUACACGUUGGUAGUCAGAUUGACUUACUUUGUUACAAAUUGACGGAAAUUUCUCAUAAUUGCGAAAAAGAAAAAUUGCAGAAAUAUAUAAUAGAUGACAUCGUUGGAAGACAUCAACGAAUCAUACAAUUCUCAAAGAAUAUUGAGAAAAUCUUCACUUACAUAUCGUUAUGUCAAUUUGUAUCGAAUAUGUUAGUAAUCUGUUUCAUAAGUUUCAUUUUGGUGGUCUCUUCACAUCUGGAUCAAGCGACUGUGAUAAUAAUGAAAUGCUUUCCGUAUUACAUUGCUGUUAAUUGUGAAGCAUUUAUAUUAUGUUAUACUGGCGAAUAUCUUACUUCUAAGAGCGAAGAUAUUACUAAAUCUGUAUAUAAUUUUCUUUGGUACGAAUUAAAACCUCAAAAUGCUCGUGUUAUAUUAUUAAUGAUAUUGCGAUCACAGGGAAAAUUAACAUUAACAGCGGGAAAGUUUCUUUGCCUUUCUCUCGAGGCUUUUGCGAAUAUGUUAAAAGCAUCUGCUUCGUACGUGUCUGUUUUGUACGCAAUGUACUGA